This is a messenger RNA of Rhododendron vialii, 2721 nucleotides long. RefSeq names its product protein trichome birefringence-like. Bases 288 to 2219 code for a protein of 643 amino acids. The record is from RefSeq and is a predicted model, not a curated record. The transcript is spliced from 5 exons. Gene Ontology annotation, molecular function: O-acetyltransferase activity. Gene Ontology annotation, cellular component: Golgi apparatus. Lineage: Eukaryota; Viridiplantae; Streptophyta; Magnoliopsida; Ericales; Ericaceae.
AGAUGUCAUGCGUCUUCUUCGUCCAUUAAUGGUAAACUCUCUCUCUCUCUAGACUAGAUAGUUCCUUAACAGUCAGACUCCUCUCUCUCUCUCUCUCUCUCUCUCUCUCCUCUUUACUAGCCCUCACAGCGGCCCAUCCAACCUUUUUCCUCUCCACUAUCACUUCUGCUUUCUCUCUCUCUCUCUCUCUCUCUCUCUCUCUCUCUCUCACACACACACACACACACUCCCCAACACACACACACAUUUCCAAUUCUGGGUUUCUCAACGGCAAAUCAAAAGCUCAGAUGGCGGAUGCAACCAAGCAAGCAUCCAUCAAUGGAGGAAGCCUGCUUUCGGAACUCAAGACCCUCUUCUCUCUCCUCAAGAACAAAAAAACCAAGUCUUUGGCUUUUUUUUUCAUCUCUGCUUUCAUUGCUUUCACUGUCUUUUUAGCCUUCAACCCUUCUUCAAACUCGUCCUCCCCAUGGUUCAACAACAUCUUUUCCACUUUUACUUAUACUAGCACAAAUGCAUCUUCAAUUUCGACAUUUUCUCCUGAUAAAUCGAAUAGAUCUCAUUUCCCAACAAUUUUAUCUUAUUUCUUCCCCAAUUCCUCCCAACAAACACCCAGUUUUGCUCCUAAUCCAUCACCAACUAAACCUAGUUCCAGAUCUCAAAAUCCCACAUUUCAAUCUCCUACUCUGAAUAAUCCAAAAAAUCAGACUCACAGCAACAAAUUGCAUGAUAAAGUUGAAGUCUUCAGCCCAAAUCAGAGCACAAUUGGGGCUCCAAACUCUACACUAUCAACAAAUUAUUCUUCAAAUCCAGUGCCAAAUCCGUCUUCUGAGAGGAAAAAUAUUAGUGGGUCUGACAAGGAAAGAGUUACAAAGAAGGGUGUGACUCAAAAAGAAGAUAAAGCUGAAGUCUUUAAGCCAAAUCAGAGCACAAUUGGGCUUCCAAAGUCUCCUGUUGCAGCAAACCAAUCUUCGAAUUCGGCACCGAAAUCGAAAUCUUCUCCUGAGAGGGAAAAUAACACUGGGAAUGAAGAGAAAAGAGUUGCACAAAAAGGUGCCGGGUCGAAUUUCAGUUCUUCGAUUGCGAAGAAGAAACAGAGUAAUGGGACUAAUAAUUCAGAUGGGUUGGUGAAACAGAGGAGUGAGAAUUUGGUGGGUUGUGAUUUAUUUGAUGGAGAAUGGGUGAAAGAUGAAUCAUAUCCGCUGUAUAAACCGGGAUCAUGUUCGUUGAUUGAUGAGCAAUUCAAUUGUUUUGUUAAUGGUAGGCCUGAUAAUGGUUAUCUUAAACUCAAAUGGAAGCCUAAGGGUUGCAGUCUUCCAAGAUUGAACGGCAGUCACAUGUUGGAAUUGCUAAGAGGAAAGAGGUUGGUUUUUGUUGGGGAUUCUCUCAAUAGGAAUAUGUGGGAAUCGCUAGUUUGCAUUCUUAGGAACUCUGUGAAAGAUCAAAGCAAGGUUUAUGAAGCAUCUGGAAGGCACCAUUUUCGAACCGAAGCAUCUUAUUCCUUUGUAUUCAAAGAUUAUGAUUGCACUGUGGAGUUCUUUGUAUCGCCUUUCUUAGUUCAAGAAUGGGAGAUGCCAGAUAAGAAUGGAUCGAAAAAGGAAACCCUUCGGCUUGAUAGAAUCGGGAUAUCAGCAGAUCAAUAUAAAACCGCGGACAUCAUAAUCUUCAACACGGGACACUGGUGGACUCAUGAAAAGACUUCCAAAGGCAAAGACUAUUAUCAAGAGGGUACCCAUGUUUACGGUGAGUUGAAUGUUGUUGAGGCAUUUCGGAAAGCUUUAACAACUUGGGCGAGAUGGGUCGAUGCAAAUAUAAGUCCGAUGAAGAGCCAUGUUUUAUUCAGAGGUUAUUCAGCCUCGCACUUCAGUGGUGGACAAUGGAAUUCUGGCGGUCAGUGUGACAGUGAAACCGAGCCCAUUAGAAACGAUACCUUUCUAAGGCCAUAUCCGCCGAAGAUGGCAGUGCUGGAAUCAGUGUUGAAAGGGAUGAAAACCCGCGUUUCAUAUUUGAACAUAACCAGAAUUACGGAUUAUCGCAAAGACGGUCACCCAUCGAUCUAUCGGAAGCAGAGUUUCUCCGAAGAGGAAAGAAGAUCGCCGUUGAGUUUCCAGGACUGCAGCCAUUGGUGCCUACCCGGAGUGCCAGAUGCAUGGAAUGAGCUUCUUUACGCAGAGCUUUUGAGAAAAAAAAACCAGAGGCAAAAACAACACAAGAUGCCAUAGGUAAAAAGAAAAAUAAACACCUGAAGAAUAUGUUAUUGAGUUGACCAGUACAUAGAUAUCUGCAUAUUAUAAGUUCUUCUCUUGUUUUUCAAACUAGAGAUGCAACACAAUCUACCUGGAGAAGACCCAAUGUGGAAUGUUCUUGAAGUUUUAAAUUACGGGAGCGCAAGUAGCAUAAGCGAGAUCGGAGAGAGGAAAGAUGUGGAAAGAGUUUCAUACAGACAGAAUUAUUAUUGUAUAAAACCCAUACAGAAUGAUGCAAGCGAUGCGUUUUCGAAAUAACGAAUGAUUUGAAAUAAAAGGAGCAUUGAAGGUUACAUCAUUCGUUAUUCAAAUUUUCUGUGCAAAAAUUCUGUUUGUCUGGCAUUACCGAAAGAGAGGACAGGUGGGAGGAUUUUUUAUUAAUCCAUAGAUUUCUUUAAGGGCAUGAAGAUUGUAAAUAAUAGUAAUGUAUUACGUACAUGGUUUUAAUAUAUCUCAACAAUAAAAUAAAGGUUAAUCA